AUGCCUCAACCAAAGAAACAGAAACGACCCGCGAGAAUCACCAGUUUCCCCUUCUUCCCCAGACUACCUCUGGAGCUCCAGGAUGAGAUUUGGAAAUUCGCUCUCGGAAACGAUGUCCCAGCUGCUCACAUCGUCAAUAUUGACCAUGAACACUCUGCUGAUCAAUCUCCGGCUCAUUUGCUUCUGCAACGCCUGGUUGCAACAGGAUACAGUAGUCGAUUUAUGAAGCCUGUAUCUCCUCCCCGUCAAGCUUUGGUACAGACUUGUCGAUGUUCGCGACUGAUCGUCGAGAAAAUCAUCAAGACAUGGGAAUGUUACUACCACCCACACGCCCAGCCAAUGAACUACUCCUGCCUUUAUGAAUAUGAUAAGUUUCAUUCAAAGACAUAUAUGGCAGCAGGACCACCUCGACCGAGGAUGUACACCUCCCGUGACCUCUUCGUCAUUUCCAAUCCCUGGAUCGGAGGUGAAUAUAUCUACAACGGUAGUCUUCCUUCUCAGAGCAUAUCCGUUAAGUACGCUGCUAUCCCUUACCCGCAUGAUGCAAGUGGAUGUUGGGUUCAUGUUUUGAUGGGUGACACCUCCCCUGAGAGAUUCCAGUACGGCGAUCGGGUCUAUCACGAAAUCUCGGACGUGCUACUGAUGAAGCUGAACCAACUUCCAGGCCUGUCCCAGGCAGUCACCGACUUGGAAAAGGUCGCAAAGGCUCAAAGAGCGAAGAAUGGUGGAGACAAAUCACCUCUGGUCAUCCGGUUUAUAACUUGGUAG
This is a messenger RNA of Fusarium graminearum PH-1, 768 nucleotides long. RefSeq lists its product as uncharacterized. NCBI's taxonomy places the organism in Eukaryota, Fungi, Ascomycota, Sordariomycetes, Hypocreales, Nectriaceae. The coding region runs from base 1 to 768 and encodes 255 amino acids. The transcript is spliced from 2 exons. The record is from RefSeq and is a predicted model, not a curated record.